Molecule: messenger RNA, 806 nt
Organism: Actinia tenebrosa (Australian red waratah sea anemone)
Lineage: Eukaryota; Metazoa; Cnidaria; Anthozoa; Actiniaria; Actiniidae
Product: SH3 domain-binding glutamic acid-rich-like protein 3
Cellular component (GO): cytoplasm
Source: RefSeq, a predicted model, not a curated record
GUGUAGAAUUCAGUAAUAAAUUAAAAGUAGGCGUUAUUGUUAAAAGAGAAGUUGUAUAAUUCUAUUCUCUUCCUCUCGGAACUCGUUUUUUCCAAAUUUCCACCAUGUCAGGCAAGAUAGUACUUUAUUUCUCGUCCGCUUCGGGCAAUCAAGAGAUAAAGAAGCAACAGAUCAAAAUCCAACAGGUAUUGGAUGGCAAAAAGAUACCCUAUACAAUAUUGGAUAUUUCAAGCGAUGCAGAUCUUCGAACAAAAAUGAGAGAACUGAUGGAUGAUGAAAAAGCACUACCACCACAAAUUUUUAACGGCGACCAAUACUGUGGGAACUUUCAAAGAUUUGAAGAAGCCAUUGAGGAGGAAACCCUCGAACAGUUCCUUAAACUAGAAUAGGGUCACCCAUGGAAGAGUAAAAAUAAUUUCACAUUUUAUCACAAUCUCAUUACUUUUGAUCAAUUUCUAUAAUCGUGCACUAAUAACAUUUCCAAUGCAAUGUUCCAAUGUUGCAUCCACCUCCAAUACAUAUUCCAUGUUUUUCUUGCAUUGGUCCGAACCAGAUAGGUUUAUCAGUGCAGGAAAUGUUGCAAGCAGUGUAUGGUAGUACAAUGCAUGCAUUUUUAUCUUUCGUUUCAACUAAUCAUUAGGUUUAAAUAUUAGGUAUAUUUUAAAAUCAGUCGGAUUCGAUUUUACAUUUUCCCGAAGUUAUUUCGGUCAGUAACUCAAUGUCAUUAAAUUUGCUUGCAGGUAGAAGCAUGGCAUACAGAUAUAAGUAAUAAAUACAGUAUAAGUGGUCGUGUUGUAUCAGAUAUA